Metopolophium dirhodum (rose-grain aphid) is the source of this 699-nucleotide messenger RNA. RefSeq lists its product as uncharacterized. The transcript has 4 exons. The coding region runs from base 1 to 699 and encodes 232 amino acids. NCBI's taxonomy places the organism in Eukaryota, Metazoa, Arthropoda, Insecta, Hemiptera, Aphididae. The record is from RefSeq and is a predicted model, not a curated record.
AUGGAACGCAAGUUCAAAAACGUCGUGCUGGCGACGUACCACGAGGAAUCGGUGACCAGUUUGGACGAGGCGUCCGGCGCGUUUCGGCUAGACACCGAGGCAGUCCAAAAGCGACUGAAGACCGCCCGACAAGAGUUUCAUUACAAAUUGAAACCGUCACACGGCCAUCCCCGUAACACCUCGAGAUUGGAGUCGCUGAUGGCCGACUUUCAGAGGUUUAAUGCCGAGUGUGCGAAUACGUUGUCCGGCACUUGCGACCGGAUCGAGAUUGGCCUCGAGAAAAUCGACAAAAACUACGACGCUAUGUGUCCAAAAGACGUUUUGGAGGCGGCCACGUUGUACGUAAAAUGUUUCGCAAAACUCAAAACGCUACUGGAAAACAUCAACGAUUCAACAUCAGCCACAGCCAGUAUUGGGUCUGGUGAUUUGCCGGAAUCUCUGGCCAAACCUGGCGUCGAACAGGCCAUCAGCAACAUGAAAAGCCAUCUACGGACAAAAUCCGGCAUCAUCUUUUGGCCGGAUAACAGUCAGUUGUGGUCCCACAACGUUCAAGUGUUUUCGAGACUCUGCCGCGAACGGUUCGGUGACGUCCAGACGUUCAGUGUCGUCGAAAAAGCGAAAAUGGUCGACUGGGCCAUGGCAUUCGUCCGGGACGUGGAACGAGUGAAGGAACUCAACAGCCAAUACGUUACCAUCUAG